AUGCCGGUCGACUUGAAGAAAAGAAAAGUUGAAGAACUUGCUAGGAGUGUGGGGAAAAGCUCUAAGGUCUUUUCUCCAUUCAGAAUCAUCGGUAAUGUUAGUAACGGUAUUCCAUUUGCUACUGGUACGUUAGGUUCUACCUUUUACAUUGUAACAAGUGUAGGGAAGGCAUUCCAAAUAUACGAUGCAAAUAGUUUGCAUUUGCUAUUUGUUUCAGAGAAGGAGACCUCAUCCUCAAUUGUAGCACUAAGUACACAUUUCCACUAUGUCUACGCAGCAUAUGAAAACAAGGUUGGUAUUUACAAAAGAGGUAUCGAGGAACAUUUGAUUGAGCUAGACACCAGUGCGCAUGUACAGCAGCUAUGUGUUUUUGGCGAUUACCUUUGUGUUUCCACUGACGAUAAUUCCAUUUUUAUUUACAAGAAAUCUGAUCCGCAAGAUAAAUAUCCGUCGAAAUUUUACACCAAACUUACAAUCACAAAUAUUCAGGGCGGUGAGAUUGUUUCUUUGCAACAUUUGGCGACGUAUUUGAACAAAUUGGUUGUGGUUACCAAAUCCAAUAUUUUGCUUUUUAACAUCAGAACUGGGAAACUUGUUUACACAUCCAACGAAUUUCCUGACCAAAUCACUACUUCUGAACCAGCACCAGUUUUAGAUAUUAUUGCAUUGGGAACAGUGACUGGGGAAGUCAUCAUGUUUAACAUGAGAAAAGGUAAGAAGGUUCGUACAAUCAAAAUUCCGCAGUCAAGAAUUUCAUCAUUAAGUUUUAGAACUGACGGAUCUUCUCACCUAAGUGUAGGAACGAGUAAUGGUGAUCUGAUUUUCUAUGAUUUGGACCGUCGUUCAAGAAUCCAUGUUUUGAAAAACGUCCAUAGAGAAUCAUACGGUGGUGUCACUAAGGCCACCUUUUUAAAUGGGCAACCAAUCAUCGUCACUUCAGGUGGUGACAAUUCCUUAAAGGAAUACGUUUUUGAUCCAUCACUUUCUCAAGGAAAUGGUGACGUAGUUGUUCAACCACCAAGACAUCUGCGUUCCAGAGGUGGUCAUUCUCAACCACCUUCGUGUAUUGCAUUUGCUGAUUCCCAGUCACAUUUCAUGCUAUCCGCCUCUAAAGAUAAAUCACUUUGGGGAUUUUCUCUGCGUAAGGAUGCGCAAUCGCAAGAAAUGUCACAAAGGUUACACAAGAAACAAGACGGUGGCAGAAUCGGUGGUAGUACAAUUAAAUCCAAAUUUCCUGAAAUUAUAGCGCUUGCUAUUGAAAAUGCCAGAAUGGGCGAAUGGGAGAACGUUAUUACUGCGCAUAAAGACGAAAAAUUUGCAAGAACUUGGGAUAUGCGAAAUAAAAGAGUCGGUAGAUGGACUUUCAACACUGCUGAUGACGGAUUUGUUAAAUCUGUAGCUAUCUCUCAAUGUGGCAACUUUGGGUUUGUUGGUUCUUCUAAUGGUGCCAUUACCAUUUAUAAUAUGCAAAGUGGUAUACUUCGUAAAAAAUAUAAAUUGCAUAAAAGAGCAGUUACGGGGAUAUCCUUAGACGGUAUGAACCGUAAGAUGGUAUCGUGCGGGCUAGACGGUAUUGUUGGGUUUUAUGACUUCAACAAAUCAACUUUGUUAGGCAAGUUACAACUGGAUGCUCCUAUCACCUCAAUGGUUUACCAUCGUUCUUCCGAUCUGUUUGCGUUAGCCUUAGACGAUUUAUCGAUUGUGGUUAUUGAUGCUGUGACUCAAAGGGUUGUUCGUCAACUAUGGGGUCACAGUAACAGAAUCACCGCAUUCGACUUUUCCCCUGAAGGUCGCUGGAUUGUGUCCGCUUCUUUAGAUUCCACCAUCAGAACAUGGGACCUUCCAACCGGAGGAUGUAUCGAUGGUAUCAUAGUAGACAAUGUUGCCACUAAUAUAAAGUUUUCUCCUAAUGGUGAUUUACUUGCCACGACACAUGUUACAGGCAACGGUAUAUGUAUCUGGACCAACAGAGCGCAGUUCAAGGCUGUCUCAACAAGAACUAUCGACGAGGCUGAAUUCGCGAGGAUGGCACUACCCAAUGCGUCCGUGAAAGGGAACGAUUCCAUGUUGUCUGGAGCUUUGGGAGGCGAUGAUGCGGAUGAGCAAAAUGACAUUGAUUUCAAUACCUAUACCUCACUAGCACAAGUUGAUAAGGAUUUGUUGACAUUAUCUAUAGGACCAAGAAGUAAGAUGAACACAUUGCUUCAUUUAGAUGUCAUCAGACAACGUUCCAAGCCAAAAGAAGCUCCAAAGAAGUCGGAAAAGCUUCCAUUUUUCUUACAGUUAUCUGGUGAAAGAGUUGGUGAUGAUGCGUCUGCCAGAGAAGGUAUAGCACAUGAAACACCUGAAGAAAUUCAUCGUAGAGAUGAAGAGACACAAAAGAAAAUUGAUGCAGAAGAACAAAUAAGCAAAUUCAAAGCCACAGGAAGAUUAGGAUUUGAGUCCCAUUUCACGAAGCAAUUAAGAGAAGGUUCGGAAUCAAAGGACUAUUCAUCAUUAUUAGCCACACUAAUAGACCUCUCACCCGCUGCAGUGGAUUUGGAGAUUAGAUCAUUAAACUCUUUUGAUCCCUUUGACGAAAUUGUAUGGUUUAUUGAUGCUUUGACACAAGGCUUGAAGAGCAACAUGAAUUUUGAACUUUAUGAAACCUUUAUGAGUUUGUUGUUCAAGGCACAUGGUGACGUUAUUCAUGCUAAUAACAAGAACAAAGAUAUUGCUGGUGCUCUUAAAAACUGGGAGAAUGUGCAUAAAGAAGAAGACAGAUUGGACGAUCUUGUCAAGUUCUGUAUGGGGGUAGUGAGUUUUGUGACAACCACGUAA
This is a messenger RNA of Saccharomyces eubayanus, 2820 nucleotides long. It is a transcript of the gene UTP21, whose product is annotated as rRNA-processing protein UTP21. The record is from RefSeq and is a predicted model, not a curated record. The coding region runs from base 1 to 2820 and encodes 939 amino acids. Gene Ontology annotation, molecular function: protein binding. NCBI's taxonomy places the organism in Eukaryota, Fungi, Ascomycota, Saccharomycetes, Saccharomycetales, Saccharomycetaceae. Gene Ontology annotation, cellular component: small-subunit processome; Pwp2p-containing subcomplex of 90S preribosome. The transcript has a single exon. Gene Ontology annotation, biological process: rRNA processing.